AUCAAUAUGGCGGAUGUAAACAAAUGUGAUUAACCCGUGGCCGUGUAUCAGAAAUGUGUUGAGUUAUUGCCGUUUUAUAGUAGCCCGUCGUUUGUUAUAAAUAAAGGCACAUUGGAAUUGCGUAAAAGAAGAAAAUGGAGGAUAUUAUAAACGGUGAGAAAAUGGAGGAUGGAGAUGUGUAUGAUACGUACGCUGAUAUAGAAGAUGAAAUAAUAGAUUAUGAUGGAGAACUAGAUCUUGAUUCAGAAGGGGAAGAAGAAGAAGAUAACGAAACCAUUUUUAGUGAACCGAAUUACCCUGCCAAUGCAGAAGAGAAGAUAUCAUGGCAAGAACAGAUUCGAAUGAUCCAUCUGAGGAGCCAUUUAAAUGAACUGGAUGAAAAAGUGCAAUCUUGUACUUAUACCACAGAAAAAACAAGAGAAGAAUUGAAGAAAUGUCAGAAUCAGAUUGAACAGUUAGAGAAAGAAAGAGACAACACGUUUACUCAAAUAGAAAAUGCUGAAGCUUCAAAUAACACUGCUGCUGUAUACAGAUUAAGAUCAGUUCAUGACAGACUAUGUAGAGAAUUGGAGGAUGAAGAAGAAUUAAAAGAGAAUAUUGAAAAAAGACUGGAGCAAACUGAAUAUGAAUUAUGGAAAGCGGAAGUAGAAAAAGGCAAGUUUUUAUUGGCUGAAGAUGAGUUGAAGUAUAAAGAACAACAGUUAUUUCGUGAGAAAACAGAUCAUGCCAUCAGACGAUUGAAUAAAGAAGAAAAAUCAGCAAUACAAGCAGAAGGCAAAUUGAAAAAGUUGGAUAAACAACAAACAGAAAUGAUGAUAGAACAAAGACAGCGCCAUAAACUGGCCAUGGAGGAAUCGAGAAAAAGUCACCAAAGGGCCAGUAAAUAUCUGACUGCUACGCUAGUGAAAUUAAAGAAAGAAGAACAAGAUAAACACAGUGAUUAUAAAGCGGACAUGCAGCGUAAAAUUGACAUGUUAUUAAAACUGAAGAAAGAUAUUGUUUCUAAUAGAGAAAAUAUGAAAGCUAUAAAAGCUAGAGAUAGAGCACAAGAGCGAGAAAAGAAAAUCCGUGAAGAAUUAGAAAGACAGAGAAUAUUACAAGAAGGUGGAAACGCUGAUGAAUUGAUGCUCAUUAAGAAAAGAAAAAAUGAAUUUGAGAAACAAAAGCAAAAAUUUGAGGCAGACCAAAAAUUGAAGCAAGCUGAUAUUAUGAAAAAAGUUUUAUCUGAGGAGUCAAGAAUGGAGAAAAGAAAAAGAGAACAGUCUUAUUUGUGGUCAGAGACCAAGAAAGACAAGGAAAAGUUUGUGCCAGUUCAUAAAAAGAAGCCAUUGAAAUGUUUGGAGGAUUUUAGCAGAGCAGCUUUAGAAUCUGCUGGUCUGGCUGGAUCAGGUGAUUUUCAACAAGCAGACAAAACCCAGGGCAUGAGUUAUAGUAUAAAUGUUAAGUAUGAAGAUGAAGAAAGGGAUGACGAUGAAGAUGAUGUUGAUGAUGAAUUUGGACAGAAGGCUGUUUAUUUAUCAUCAGAACCAACUAUUGUACAACCACCUGACAGUAGUGAUUCAGAAACUGAUGAUGUACAAGAAGAUGCUGUUAGUUUAGCCAAGCCGGAAUUUGAGGGAUUAUGGGAUACACAUAAACCAUACCACGUACCUAAAGAUAUGGAUACUCAGAUAAAAUUACCUGGUGCCAGUAAGAUGGAAAAGGAUAUCAUGAUGAAAGUACUGGAUAAACAUAGAGAUGGGAUAACUAUAAAACAAGUAGCAGCUGGCAGAGAAUUUACUGGAUGUCCUUUCUAUAGUAAACCAGAUAUCAUACAUUUUAAGAAUUUUGAUGUCGGUCAGACGUACAAGAAGAAAGUUACCCUCACCAAUGUCUCCUAUACAGUUAAUUACUGUAAAUAUGUCAGCAUCACAGAAAAACUCAAAGAUUUUAUUAAAAUAGACUUUGAUCCUCCAGGUCAGAUGUCAGCUGGUUUAACAUGUGAUAUGAUGGUGACCUUUAAACCCAUGAUAAAUGAAGAUUUAGUUGGUCAGGUGAACUUUCUCUCACAGACAGGUCCAUUUUCAAUACCUUUACGAUGCAGUACAAAGAAAUGUGAUGUCCAAGUAGACACUAAUCUGGCUGAUUUCGGUGUCACUGUGAUAGGAGAAACUUUAAAAAGAACCGUAACUCUAACUAACAAAGGAGCCAUGGCAACAAAGUUUGAUUUCUUUAAAGUUACAGGUAUGAAGCAUGGUACCUGUACAACAGCAGAAACAUCUCUUGGUAGAUUGACGUCUGAUACUAUGAGAGCAUUGAGUCCAGAUUCCUCAGAUCAGAAAUUAUCAGAUCCUAAACAAAAAAUUGAAAGUUUGGAGAAAAUAGCUGAAAUAAGUCCAGAGUUGUCUUCCCCUACUGGUGGUCUAGAUGUAGCAGGUACUGUUAAUGGAGGAAGUAAAGUUGGAGAUGAUAUAUCACCUAGGCAACCAGAUUCUGAUGAAUAUCAUAAACCACCUGAACCAGAACCGUCUCCAGAGUUUGCGUUUAGUGAAAUGGAGGAUUAUGGGACUGUUGAUGGUAUGAAAGUGGGAAGUGUGGUUAGCGGAGAAAUAAAAGCAUUCUCGUCCAUUAAACUGGAGAUUAUCUGGCAACCUACAGUCCCUGGAGCCGUGGAUUCGGAAUUUCUUAUAUCAUUCUCCGAUCCUCUCUCAGAAGGGAUAUCAAUCCAUUCUGUAGCUAAAGCUAUAGAUGUACCUGUAUGGGUAGAACGACAGAAUGUGGAUCUAAAGAUCUGUAUGUUUGAUAGAUUAUAUCAAGAUACUAUUGUAGUCAAUAACAGGGCUACAACAGCGCUACGUUUAAAGUUUGAAGUUUGUAAAGAUUUAGAGAAUCAUCUGGAAUUAUUACCUAAAACGGGUUAUAUACAGGCUCAAUCACAGUUCUCAGCUCAACUUAAAUUUCUACCAAGGCCAAGUUUAUUAAAAGAAAGUUGUAAAUAUUUUGAUAAAGAGACAGGUGUGUUGGAAGCCCCAAUGACGAUCAGAGUUGCUGAUCAGACACAGCCUGUAACAUUUACAGUGUGUGCUGUUGUAACUAAUAGCGAUAUAGAGUUUGAUGUGUCAAACAUUGAUUUCGGUUUCUCUACAAUCUACGAGUCCGUGAAGAAAUCCAUCAAAGUUACCAAUAAAUCUAUUUUACCUCAACAGUUUGGUUUUCUUGGUUUACCAGAGCAUGUUGAGGUUCAACCUAAUGAUGGUUUUGGUACCUUGUUGCCGUUAGAAACGAUUGAUCUUGAUGUGAUAUUUAGUCCAGAUAAAGCUCGGGAUUAUAAAUUUGAUCUUGUGUGUAAAUCAUUGAUUAACAGAGAUUUUAAGAUUCACUGUAAAGGCGUUGGCGUUCAUCCACCGUUAGAGUUAUCUCAUCAAGUCGUAAAUUUCGCAGCUACGUCUGUUUAUGAUGUUUCCACGGCAGCUCUACACGUUAUUAACUCUCAUACGAGUAGUAACGAAUUCACUCACCCGGUACCCAGAAUUGGAAAGGGUGAAAUUGCUCCGGUAGGUCCAACAUCAUUUGAAUUUGUCUUACCUUCGGAUUGUCCGUUAACUAUAUCACCAUCUGUCGGAACGGUGAUGCCUGGAAAGAAAUGUCGGGUACAGAUACGAUUUUCUCCUAAAUUAAAAGAAGAAGCUGUAAGGAAAGAGGCUGUUAAAAUGGCCGUAAAACAAAUGGAAGCCCAGGCACAGCGAGAAUAUGAUGAAGCCGUGCGGAAAGAAGUUGAACUACAGGAACAAGCACAGAUAGCAGCUAUGAAGAAGGCACCAAAAGGUAAAUCAUCACCUAAAGGUAAAGGUAAAGCAUCUGCUGGAACGACAGGAACUACUUCUUCUACACUACAGAAACCUAAACCAGUUGUAGCACCAGAACCAGAUACUAUUACUACCGAUUCAAGUGCGUAUUCUGAAGCUAUAGGAUCUUUGUUACGUCAGUUUAAGGGUAAAUUUGAGACGUAUACGAUACCAUGUUACAUAGGGUCAGGUUCGUGUGGUGAUCCUGGUUCUCUUCCAUACAGUAUUAAUAACACGAUCUAUGUCGAAGUACAUUGUCCUACGAUUAAACCACCAGUUGUUAUUCUAUCAGAUAGCGGAAGAAACACCAUUAAUUUUGGUGAAGUGUCAAUAGGUCAAAGUGUAUCAAGGUCAGUCACCAUGCAGAAUAUCAGUAACAAGACCGUUGAAUUAAAUUCUUCUUUACUUGAUACUGACGGUCCGUUCCUGAUGUUAAAUGCUCUGAGAGUUCUUCCCCCUGGUGGAACACAUACAGCUGUUUUAUCUUUUGCUCCAAAUAAAGGAUGUGUGUUCCAGGAAGUAUUAAGUAUAAACAGUAUGACAGCGUUAUUAUCGAUGACGUUAAUCGGUAAAGGUGUUAGUCCGAUAGUUAAUCUAUCUCUAGAAUCAGAUGUAUUAGAUAUGGGAGCCGUCUUAGCUACAGAAUACUGUGAACGUACAUUUAAGAUUCACAAUACUUCGUCCCUAUCUAUAGAUUAUGUUAUUAAAUUAGACAGUUUGUCAUUGUUACGUCACGCUAAAUCACAACAUUUACCCGCUUUUAUCAAAAGAGACAAGAAAAAUAAAUCUUAUGUUGGUACUCAGAAUAAUAAUGGUCAAAAUGUUUUUGAUUUGGUUCCAUCUGAAGGCACAAUUCCUGCAGGUGGAACCAAGGAAGUCACCGUAACGUUUGCACCAGAUCAUGGUAGUGAACAUUAUUCUGAUGGUGUUAGAAUAGAACUCUUUGGUCAGGAAGAAAGUCAUUUCUUUGAGUUAUUGGGUAUCGCUAAGAAUCAUAUAAUGUAUAUGUAUGGUGGUGAUGAGUUAACACCUGAUAUAGAAUCAUUAGCUGUUACACCUGUUCUUGAUGAUGAUGAAGAUUUUAAACUACCACCCAAACCUAUAUUAGUCAGUUUGUUCAGUAUUACGAAAGAUAACGAAUUUACCACGGCAUCAAGAGAAAUAUUUGUCGCUUGUGUUAGAACCAUGGCUGUCAGUCAGAAAAAGAAUGGUGAAUUUCAGUUUGAAAAUAUCCAAACUUUACAAGCUAAAGGUUUUAAUAUGGAACCACAAAGGGGAAUGAUAGAAGCUGGUACAAAGAAAUCUAUAAUGUUAACAUGGACGCCACCUCCAGGUCACGAGCCCAAUCAAACGAUGGAAGCGUCAGUAUUAGUGACGUUAAAAGGUGACGUAACAGAACAAUAUAGAGUUAUGUUACGAGGAAUGGUCGUAUCCGAGUAAUUAUUUAUUUAUCUGUGAUUAAUUUAUAUAAAAUAUCUGUGAUAUCAUGUGAUUGUUUGUAAAAAAAAUAAAUUCCAAACAG
This is a messenger RNA of Patella vulgata (common limpet), 5346 nucleotides long. RefSeq names its product cilia- and flagella-associated protein 74. The record is from RefSeq and is a predicted model, not a curated record. The transcript has 43 exons. The coding region runs from base 135 to 5264 and encodes 1709 amino acids. NCBI's taxonomy places the organism in Eukaryota, Metazoa, Mollusca, Gastropoda, Patellidae.